This is a messenger RNA of Rhopalosiphum maidis (corn leaf aphid), 884 nucleotides long. Its product is annotated as endocuticle structural glycoprotein SgAbd-4-like. Gene Ontology annotation, molecular function: structural constituent of chitin-based larval cuticle. The transcript is spliced from 3 exons. The record is from RefSeq and is a predicted model, not a curated record. Bases 111 to 518 code for a protein of 135 amino acids. Lineage: Eukaryota; Metazoa; Arthropoda; Insecta; Hemiptera; Aphididae. Gene Ontology annotation, cellular component: chitin-based extracellular matrix.
ACUUGCUCGUCCGUAUAUAAAUAAGAAACGUAUCCACCAUCAUCCUCACAAACGCAUUGUACACUGAACAGCGAGUACUACAGAAAUACAACGAACAGAAACUCGUCAAAAUGCAGGUUACAUUGGUUGUAUCGUCAUUGCUGUUAGCCGCCGUUGCGGUCAGCGCCUACCCCGCAGGACAGAAUCCAGAAUCCAGAGCCGUUAUCUUGAGCCAAGAAUCGGGAAACAACCCCGAUGGUUCCUCUAAGAACAAUUUCCAAACCGAUAACGGAAUCAGACAAGAACAAGUCAGCUACUUGAAACCAGGCCCUGAAGGACCCGUAGCAGUAUUCCAAGGAGCAAUCGCUUACGUAGCCCCAGACGGCCAGACCAUCCAAACCGGCUACGUUGCCGAUGAAAACGGUUACCAGCCGUACGGAGCUCAUUUGCCCACACCACCACCAAUCCCAGCUGAGAUCCAAGAAUCGCUCAGACUUCUCGCCACUCUCCCCAGCACUCCUGAACCAGUUUACCAAUAGGACAGUGAAGACGUAGUCCACCCCGGCCCGGCUUAUCCUUAUUCUCGUACUAUAUAUACUCGACCUAUAAUGAUUAUCCGCAACAUUUCUAUAGUGGUUUCCAAGCGCCAACUAUAGCUUUGUUAAUAUUAUCCUUGUACCGCUCUCCUGUCCGUUUACUUUAUUAUAAUCUAUUACCAUGAUCUCGUCAUUGCGUUUUUUUGUCAAUGGCGAUAAUGUUAAUAUUUUAUAAUUACUAUUUCUACUAUUGUUAUUUUAUCUUCGAAUUUAUGAUUAUAUUUUAUAUUUUAUAUUUUAUAUGUAUAUACAGAAUAUAAUGUCAAUUGUAUUAUACAAAAAAUAUAUAAAUAUUGUGUUUUAAAAAAA